AGAUGUUGGGAGUGAAAGUUUGUGUGUUGGCAUUUGUUCUGGUUGUUUCAUUUUGUUGCUUCUUCACACUUCUUGUCUCGGCAAAUACUACCAAUCCAUCGGAAGUCAAUGCAUUGCGAGCUAUCAAGAGAAGCUUAAUUGAUCCUAUGAACUAUCUUGAUAAUUGGAGUGAGGGGGAUCCAUGUUCAUCACAUUGGAAUGGAGUUUUGUGCUAUAAUACUGUUGGAGAAGAUGGCUACAUGCAUGUAGAACAAUUGCUUUUGCCAGAUAUGAAUCUUUCUGGAUAUUUAGCACCUGAAAUUGGUCGGCUAUCCAAUCUUACAGUAGUGAAUUUUAUGUGGAAUAAUAUAACAGGGAGUAUACCAAAGGAGAUUGGGACUAUUUCAACUAUAAGGCUCGUGCUUUUGAAUGGAAACAAAUUAUCAGGUUCCUUACCAGAUGAGAUUGGCCAUCUUCCUCAUUUAGAUAGGCUCCAGGUAGACCAGAACCAAUUAUCAGGACCAAUACCAAAAUCGUUCUCAAACUUAAUCGGAACUCGACAUCUCCACCUAAACAACAACUCAUUUUCUGGGCAAAUUCCACCUGAGCUUUCCAAAUUACCAAAAAUUCUUCACUGCGUUCUAGAUAAUAAUAACUUAUCAGGGUAUCUUCCACCAGAGUUAUGUAACAUGCCAAGCUUGCGUAUAAUACAACUUGAUAACAAUCACUUUGAUGGGGCUGAGAUUCCAGCUUCUUAUGGAAACAUGUCAAAACUAUUCAAAUUAAGUCUUAGGAACUGCGGUUUGCAAGGUUCUAUUCCUGAUUUAAGUGGGAUGAAAAGCCUUCACUAUUUAGAUCUUAGCUGGAAUAAUUUGACUGGAUCCAUACCAUCAAAUAGGCUAUCUAUUCAUAUCAGGACUAUUGAUUUGUCAAACAACCAUCUUACUGGGUCAAUACCUGCAAAUUUCUCAGAUCUUCCUAAACUGCAGAACCUUUCACUUGCGAACAACUUGUUGAGUGGCUCUAUUUCUUCUACCAUUUGGCAGAAUAUGACCUUUGGUCCGACCGCAAGACUCACACUGGAUUUUGAAAACAAUUCUCUUUCGAACAUUUUGGGGGAUUGUAAUCCUCCUGCAAAUGUCAGCAUAAGGCUUCAUGGCAAUCCUCUCUGUAAAAAUGCAAGUCAAGCAAACAUAGCCUACUUCUGUGGAUAUGAAGUUGGAGCCAACAAUGCAAGUUCCAACUCAAUCAACCAAUCAAGUGUUUGUUUGAUCCAAUCAUGUCCUACAGAUUCCUAUGAAUAUGUCCCCGAAUCUCCUGUGCAAUGCUUUUGUGCAGCCCCUCUUCAUAUUGACUAUCGACUAAAGAGUCCCAGCUUCUCAUAUUUUCCUCCUUAUGAAGAUCAAUUUGAGAUGUACCUGGCUAGUUCCCUCAAUUUGGAUCAUUAUCAAAUUUUUGUUCAUUUUUCCUUCUGGGAACCAGGUCCCAGGCUAAGGAUGGACUUGAGGAUUUUCCCUAUGUACCCCUCAAAUAUAUUUAAUACGAGUGAAGUUCUACGAGUCAGGCACAAAUUUAUGACAUGGGAAUUUCCUACUGACAACUUUUUUGGGCCAUAUGAUCUGCUCAACUUUACUCUUUUGUCGCCUUAUUCUAAUGUGGUUUUUGAGUCGUCCCAAAGCUCAGGGAUAAGCAAUGUUGCAUUGACUGGCAUUGUAUUGGGGUCAGUUGCUUGUGUAGUUUCAAUAACUGGUCUCUUUGCAAUUCUUAUCAUAAGAAGACAGGCGACAAGCUACCAUCACUUGUCAAGAAAACGACGAGCAUCGUCAAGUUUAAUCAAAAUUGAUGGCGUGAAGGACUUCACUUUAAAAGAAAUGGCGCUCGCUACAGAUAAGUUCAGUGACUCAUCUCAAGUUGGUCAAGGAGGUUAUGGGAAGGUUUACAAAGGGAUCCUACCAGACAAAACAAUUGUGGCCAUAAAGCGUGCACAGGAAGGUUCCUUACAAGGUCAAAAGGAAUUCUUAACAGAAAUAGAAUUUUUGUCAAGGUUGCAUCACCGAAACCUGGUUUCUUUGCUUGGAUAUUGUGAUGAAGAAGGGGAACAGAUGCUGAUUUAUGAAUACAUGCCUAAUGGCACACUACGGGAUUGGCUUUCUGCUAAAUCAAAAGAUAGUCUGAGUUUCGUUACAAGGUUGCACAUUGCAUUGGGUUCUGCAAAAGGCAUCCUUUAUCUUCACACUGAAGCAGACCCUCCUAUCUUCCACCGGGAUAUCAAAGCUAGCAACAUACUUCUUGACUCGAAACUUAAUGCUAAGGUUGCAGAUUUUGGACUCUCACGGCUUGCACCAGUUCCAAAUGAUGAAGGAACUUUACCUGAUCAUGUAUCCACCGUUGUGAAAGGCACCCCGGGCUACCUCGAUCCAGAAUACUUCUUGACCCAUGCAUUAACAGCUAAGAGUGAUGUCUAUAGCCUUGGUGUUGUAUUUCUGCAACUCUUGACAGGGAUGCAAGCAAUAACACAUGGUAAAAACAUUGUUCGUGAGGUGAACAUGGCAUACAAAUCUGGUAUAGUGUUUUCAAUCAUAGACAACCAGAUGGGCUCUUAUUCCUCUGAAUGCGUGGAAAAGUUUUUGGCUUUGGCCCUCAGGUGUUGCCAAGAUGAAACAGAUAAACGGCCAUCAAUGUCAGAUGUUGUGAGGGAACUAGAGAACAUACUUUCUAUGACUUCAGAGUCUGAUAUCAGUUUGCCAGACUCCACAGCCACUCAUCCUGAAAGUUUGACACCAUCAUCUUCAUCAGCCCACGUACCGAAAUAUGUCUCAUACGAUGUUUCGGGCAGUGAUCUUGUCAGUGGUGUCAUCCCUAGCAUAGCACCUCGCUGAAAAGAAAAGG
Molecule: messenger RNA, 2868 nt
Organism: Telopea speciosissima
Lineage: Eukaryota; Viridiplantae; Streptophyta; Magnoliopsida; Proteales; Proteaceae
Product: probable LRR receptor-like serine/threonine-protein kinase At1g06840
Exons: 20
Coding region: 3-2858 (951 amino acids)
Biological process (GO): protein phosphorylation
Molecular function (GO): ATP binding; protein kinase activity; protein binding
Source: RefSeq, a predicted model, not a curated record